GCUUCCUCAAGGACUGGGAGCUCCACGUCCACUUCAAGAUCCAUGGAGCCGGCAAGAAGAACCUGCACGGGGACGGCCUGGCCCUGUGGUACACGCAGGAGCGCCUGGUGCCAGGUCCUGUCUUUGGCAGCAAGGACAACUUCCACGGACUGGCUAUCUUCCUUGAUACAUAUCCCAAUGAUGAAGUGACAGAGCGCGUGUUCCCCUACAUCUCUGCGAUGGUGAACAACGGCUCCCUGACAUACGACCACAGCAAGGACGGGCGCUGGACAGAGCUGGCGGGGUGCACCGCUGACCUUCGGAACCAGAACCACGACACUUUCCUGGCAAUUCGGUACUCCCGAGGCCGCCUGACGGUGAUGACCGAUGUGGAAGACAAGAACGAAUGGAAGAACUGCAUUGACAUUGCAGGGGUGCAGCUGCCAACUGGCUACUUCUUCGGUGCUUCUGCUGGCACUGGAGAUUUGUCAGACAAUCAUGACAUUAUCUCGAUGAAGCUAUUCCAGCUCAUGGUAGAGCAUCCUGUAGAAGAUGAGAGCGUUGACUGGACCAAGAUUGAGCCUAGCGUCAGCCUCCUUAAAUCACCCAAAGACAAUGUGGAUGACCCGACGGGGAAUUUCCGAAGCGGGCCUCUGACGGGCUGGAAGGUGUUCCUGCUCCUCCUCUGUGCGCUGCUGGGCAUUAUCGUCUGUGCCGUGGUGGGAGCUGUGGUCUUCCAGAAACGCCAGGAGCGGAACAAGCGUUUCUACUAG
Molecule: messenger RNA, 752 nt
Organism: Tauraco erythrolophus (red-crested turaco)
Lineage: Eukaryota; Metazoa; Chordata; Aves; Musophagiformes; Musophagidae
Source: RefSeq, a predicted model, not a curated record